Chanos chanos (milkfish) is the source of this 1911-nucleotide messenger RNA. RefSeq names its product extracellular matrix protein 2. Gene Ontology annotation, biological process: positive regulation of cell-substrate adhesion; extracellular matrix organization. Gene Ontology annotation, molecular function: collagen V binding; protein binding; heparin binding. Lineage: Eukaryota; Metazoa; Chordata; Actinopteri; Gonorynchiformes; Chanidae. The transcript is spliced from 9 exons. Gene Ontology annotation, cellular component: extracellular matrix. The coding region runs from base 1 to 1911 and encodes 636 amino acids. The record is from RefSeq and is a predicted model, not a curated record.
AUGUCCAAACUUGUGGUGCUGUGUCUCUGCUUAUGUGCAGCCACAGUAGUCAUAGAAGGCAAGCCAAAGAGGCGAGCAGAACCACCGAAGACUCCCAGACCCUUUGAACCAGAUUCACCUGAGUUUGAUGAUCUUUUCUUCCCAGAUUUUCAGUCCAUCAAAAAGUAUUUUUGUUUAGUGGAUAUCCAAUCUGGAUAUCUGGAAUCUGGAUAUCCAGCACAUUCCCACAGGAUUUUGGGAAAGCAUGACAAAAAGGCACCUCCAACAGUCACCAAGAAACAAGUGCCAGCACAGAAGAAAAAAGAAGAGGUGACUGUGAAAACAAAGACCCCAGGAGGGAAGGUUCACUUGUCUAAGGCUAAAGACGGUGUUGUCAAUCAGAGAGUUGCUGUGACAGACAACAGAAAGAUCCCGCAGAUUGUGAGCCGACAGCGUGUGGAUGAUGACGAUGAUGACAGUGAAGACUAUCUCGAUGAUGAUAGCGAUUAUGAUGACGACGAUGACAAUGGCAACAUCUCUUUCUUGAAGCCUACUGCCCCUCCUGUUUUUAUAACUACCGGUAGACCAGUGGUGCUACCCACCAGAAGAUCAACUGUUUUGGCCUUUGAAAAACCAAUGGUGCCCCCCAACAAAAGACCUGUGGUGUCUCCCACCGGACCCCUGGCUCUCCCCACAGGGCGUCCUGUUGUUCGAGCAAAUCUCCGGCCCACAAUCCACUCAGCUCGAAGAACAGUUUUUAUGGAGUCACUCCCAGCUGGCUGUCUGCUGUCAGAGUCUCUCAUAGCCUGUGGGAGCACUGGGAUGACCCAAAUCCCCAUUAUCAGAGAUGCUGGAGUUAGGACACUCUACCUGGCAGAUAACAAAAUCAGUAAGAUCCCCGCUCGUGCUUUGGCUGGUCUUCCCAACCUGGAAUGGCUGGAUCUGAGCAAGAAUAAGUUGGACGACUCUUCGUUGGGCCUGGACCUAUUUCAGAAUCUGACAAAGUUAAGGAGACUGAAUUUGGAUGGGAACAACCUGACCAAAGUACCUGCACUUCCCUCGUCUCUAGUGGAACUCAAGAUCAAUGACAACAAACUUCUAGGCCUUACAGCCAACAGCUUCAAGGGCCUGUCCAACUUGCUGACGCUAGAACUGGAGGAUAAUCAUUUUCAUGAUGGCAACGUCUCUCCUCUCACAUUCCGGCCUCUGAGGAAACUCAUUUACCUGCGACUUGAUGACAACAAGUUUCGAGCUGUUCCCUCCGGACUCCCUAUCUCAUUACAAGAAUUGCACCUGUCUGACAACCGAAUCGAAGAAGUACACGCUGGGCCUCUCAACAAGACGGUUAACCUGAGAAUUUUGGACCUCAGCCAUAACCGCAUCCGCGAAGACCGAAUAGCACCAAGAGCAUGGAUACAUCUGCAAAAACUGGAGUCCCUGGACCUGUCCCGCAAUAAACUGGUCCACGUGCCUUCCUUCCUGCCUGUCGGCUUGCGCCAGCUCACAUUGCACCACAACCAGAUCGAGCGAAUCCCUGGCUAUGUGUUUGCCCAUAUGCGGCCAGGCCUGGACUCUCUACAGCUUUCCUACAACAGGCUGCAUGAGGAUGGCAUAAAUGAGGUGUCCUUCUUAGGCCUGUACCACUCCCUGAGCGAGCUGCUGCUGGACCACAACCAGCUGCGGGCCAUCCCUCGUGGCCUACUGCAGCUCAAAACCCUGCAGCUCCUCAGACUCAACAACAACUAUAUCAGUUACGUUCCUCUGAAUGCUAUUUGUGACACAACUGUGAGUGAGGACUCCCCACUGUUAUCAGUGCACCUAGAGAACAACCUCAUCGAUAGACGCCUCAUCCCUCCCACUGCUUUCUCCUGCAUCAAGACCUACCACAGUGUCCUUCUCCGGCCACAGAGAUAUGAGGAACACUACGAGUAG